Molecule: messenger RNA, 213 nt
Organism: Neoarthrinium moseri
Lineage: Eukaryota; Fungi; Ascomycota; Sordariomycetes; Amphisphaeriales; Apiosporaceae
Exons: 1
Coding region: 1-213 (70 amino acids)
Source: RefSeq, a predicted model, not a curated record
AUGCGGGUCUUCAUCGGCCUCCUCUCCCUCCUGGCCUGCUCUGUGCUGGCUGACGGGCCCUGCGACGUCAUGAGCGACUCCUGCCGGGCCGUCAUCAACGCGAGCGCCUGCUUCAACGAGUUCAUGGCCGGCGGCAACAAGAACUCAAUGCUCAACUGUCUCGCGGGCACAGAGGGCUCGGCCACGCCGCAACAAAAGGUGAGUGAAGAGUGA